Molecule: messenger RNA, 270 nt
Organism: Zychaea mexicana
Lineage: Eukaryota; Fungi; Mucoromycota; Mucoromycetes; Mucorales; Lichtheimiaceae
Exons: 2
Coding region: 1-270 (89 amino acids)
Source: RefSeq, a predicted model, not a curated record
AUGCUUGCUAACAGUUGCAUUCUCAUUUUCGCUGUUUUGCGAUAUACAGCUGCGCAAAAGCCAUCGAAACGAAUCAAAAUUUAUGCGCGCGCAACAGUUUUAUCACCCUCAGAAGUACAACGACCGAAAGAGACAGAAAACAAAAGUACACCUACUGUCGAUAAAGGCAAAAAACGCGUCAAAGUGAUUCAUAAAGGCGAAGAAACUACCACCAGAAGAAAAGCCGCUACUGUCACUGCUAGUUCUGCAGUAACGCAAUCAGAACAAUAG